CAGAGAGAGGCCUCGUGAGAGAGCAUUGUUCUUGAGAGGUGGCCGCAAAGACAUCGCUCGCAUGAAUUUGAAGUUCCUAAACCUGUUCACUUUUCACACACUCCAUCAGUGCAUAGCAUAAGAACCAGAGAACAGCCGAGAAGUAUCUCUUGAAGAAGAUGACAUCUGCAUUACAGUAAUUUACAAAUACUGUUUGAAGGAAGGUGCUACACAAAUAUCUACCGAAGCAAUUCAAGUUAGCAUCCAUUGCCUAGCUCGUCACUUGUAUAUGUUCUGUCAAAAAGUUUUAUGAGUGCUAAUAACUCAAACAGUAUGAGUGGCACUCCCAAGAGGUCACAUGAUGAUGGAAGCCAUUCUACGCCAGCAAAGCGAACACUUGAUGAAGCUAACAUAUCUUCUGGCUUUUCUGGGAAAUUGAUUCAGCCAGGCAGUAAUGAUUUUCACCUACCCCUUGAGCCUGGGCAGGAUGGGCGAAUGGCAAAAGUUCAACGCACUGAUUUGCUUGACGUUGAUAAGAGAUUAUCCCUUAUUCAUCGGAUGUCGCCAUCGUCUAACAUGCCUGUGGAGCAUCCUAUUAUUCCAGAAAGCAAGCCAGAAUCCAGAAUUCCCAAGGAUGUCAGAGAUGUGAAAGCUGAUUAUAGAGAAACAAAGACGGAAAUUAGGGAGACAUAUGCUGACACCAGGAAGGAUUCUCAAGGCAGUAAGCUUGAGCAUGAUGUAAAACUAGACAGCAAAGGGGAAGAAAGAGAAUUAAGAUCUGAUAGGGGGCCUCUUACCACCAACAAAGGUGAUUUAAAAUCUGAAAAAGAAGGCUACCCCACUUCACAUUCCUACAUUAGUUGGAAAGAUGGAAAAGAAGGCCACAGGGGCAAAAGAUAUUAUGACUUGCAAGGCAGUGGUUUUGAUUCUUGGCGAGUUUCACGUCACGGGGUACAAAUUGCAGAAGAAGGUGGGAAAGAUUUUUCAAUGCCUGAAGAUAAGGGUUCUUCAGAAGGCCGUGAGGCGGUUGGUGAAAACAAAAUUGAUUUGAAAGCAGAAGAUAAAUUGAGAGAUAGGGAUAGGAAAAGGAAGGAUGAGAAGCAUAGAGAUUUUGGAGAAAGAGACAAGGAUAAAAAUGACCGCCGGAGCAGUAGUUUGCUAGGUAGUGCCAGUACUGAAAGGAAGGAUCUCAUGAGAGUGGAGAGAGAAACAGAAAAGGACCGGAAAGAUGCUCAAGGUGAAAAGGAGUGGAACAAGGAGUUAGAUUCCAAUAAGCUGGACUCAUCCAAUGUAAAUGAUAAGAAGAAUGUCUAUAAUGAGACAGAGCUGCUGGAUGGAUCUGUUAGGACCACUGAGGAAACCAUAGUAAUAGAGCCAAAAUUGACAAAAGAUGAGAGUCGGAGAGCAUAUGAUGGAGACUUGAAGGAGAAAAAAAGAGAACAGGACAUUGGUGCAAGUGACAGGUCUGAACCUCAUGGAAAGUUUUAUGAAAAGGAAUCUGAUAAUGCUUCUCUGGAAGGAGAUGUUGCUGUGGAAAAGGAUAAGGAAAGUUUUGCCUCUGGUGUUCAACAGCGUAGGAGAAUGUUAAGAUCCAGAGGGACUUCUCAAACACCUCAUCGAGAACCUCGCUUUCGUUCGAGAAUGCGUGAUUCGGAGGGAUCUCAAGGUAAAUCUGAAGCAUGUUCCAUUGUUUACAAAGCUGGUGAGUGUAUGCAAGAGCUUCUUAAAUCCUGGAAAGAAUUUGAAGUAUCUCAAGAGCAUAAAAAUGAUGAAAACCUAAAAAACUUUCCAACAUUGGAAAUUCGGAUUCCUGCGGAAAAUGUGACUUCUUCAAAUCAUCAAGUAAGAGGUGGCCAGUUGUGGGGAACUGAUAUAUACACAAAUGAUUCAGAUCUCGUUGCAGUUCUCAUGCAUACUGGUUAUUGUCGCCCAACAUCAUCACCUCCUCCAUCCCCCAUUCUUGAAUUACGAGCAACUGUUCGAGUUCUCCCCCCGCAAGAUUGCUACACUUCAACACUGAGAAACAAUGUCCGCUCCCGUGGUUGGGGUGCUGGAAUUGGUUGUAGUUUUCACGUUGAGCGGUGCUGCAUAGUCAAGAAGUGUGGUGGAACAAUUGACUUAGAGGCUCAUCUCACACAUACAUCUGCAAUGGAACCUACUCUUGCUCCCGUGUCUGUUGAACGGACAAUGACAACAAGGGCUGCAGCUUCGAAUGCGUUGCGGCAACAGAGGUUUGUCCGUGAAGUGACAGUUCAGUACAACCUCUGCAAUGAACCCUGGCUGAAAUAUAGUAUCAGUGCAGUGGCUGACAAGGGACUAAAGAAGCCGUUCCAUACAUCAGCUCGACUUAAAAAGGGUGAAGUUUUGUAUCUUGAAACACAUUUUAAGAGGUAUGAGCUCUGCUUCAAUGGAGAGAAGGCUAUCUGCAUUGGCACCACCCCAGGUUCCACCCAGCCACCAGAUACAGAGCCGGAAAAACAUCAUAAUGUCCAGACCGGUGACAAAAAUCACGACCGGGACAUUGUUACAGAUGUGUUUCGAUGGUCACGCUGUAUGAUACCUCUUCCUCAGAAUCUAAUGCAUUCUGUUGGAAUCCCAUUACCCGUCGAGCAUCUAGAGGUGCUCGAGGAUAAUUUGAGCUGGGAGGAUGUGCAGUGGUCGCAAACCGGUGUUUUUGUGGCUGGGAAGGAGUACAUUCUCGCCCGUGCGCAUUUUCUUUCCGGCACCAAUUAGUCACCUUAUAUAUGCUUUUUAAUGUAAAGUAUUAUAUACCAUCCUUCCAUCUAUAAUAUGUAUUCCAUCUUGUGCUAGUUCAGCUCUUGAUUCUAACCCAAAAA
Messenger RNA from Dioscorea cayenensis subsp. rotundata (Guinea yam), 2816 nucleotides. RefSeq lists its product as uncharacterized. The record is from RefSeq and is a predicted model, not a curated record. The transcript has 13 exons. Lineage: Eukaryota; Viridiplantae; Streptophyta; Magnoliopsida; Dioscoreales; Dioscoreaceae. The coding region runs from base 289 to 2712 and encodes 807 amino acids.